AUGAGCAGAGGAAAGUGGGCUGGUGAGCUUUUGGUCCAUGCAGGCCACAACAUUUGGCUGGAUAAGACUGUCUGGGAGAAACUUAUGUCUUCGUCAAAGGACUCGCUCUUUGUAAAGGACAGCGCUGUGGCCAUUUGGUCGACCGUGCAAUUAGCACGCCGCAGCGUGACUGGAAAGCUGUCCAACAGGCACACUGCAGAAGGCAAGACAGCACAGGGCCCCCUGACACCUCAGACGCUGAAAGCCAUUCACUGUAUAUUCGACUACUAUGCGAGGAUGAAUGGUGCUGGCAAUGAAGAUAUUAAGAAGAGGUCGAAGUCAAUAAGGCGAUACUUGAUUGAAAAAAUGUGCCAGCUCAGGAGGUAA
This is a messenger RNA of Ornithodoros turicata, 366 nucleotides long. RefSeq names its product BEN domain-containing protein 5-like. Gene Ontology annotation, molecular function: DNA binding. NCBI's taxonomy places the organism in Eukaryota, Metazoa, Arthropoda, Arachnida, Ixodida, Argasidae. The record is from RefSeq and is a predicted model, not a curated record. The transcript is spliced from 3 exons. The coding region runs from base 1 to 366 and encodes 121 amino acids. Gene Ontology annotation, biological process: negative regulation of DNA-templated transcription.